AUGGGUGAUCAUUUCAACUAUUACAAUGCGGCGGCUCGACGCUCAAACACACUCUAUGGUGUGCACACAGCCUCUUACAGCUUGGUCGGUGGGCGCACUGCUGAGCGGCACGGGAAUAAGAUGAUCCGAGCGCUCCCCGCCAAUCACAACGGUCGUAUCGGUCGAAUCAAUUCUCAUCUAUCGAAGGAAUUCGGUAUCAAUAAUGCCUUCCAUACUUAG
Molecule: messenger RNA, 219 nt
Organism: Haemonchus placei
Lineage: Eukaryota; Metazoa; Nematoda; Chromadorea; Rhabditida; Trichostrongylidae
Source: the annotation of a GenBank genome assembly